AUGGUCGACACAAGCUAUCUUGCGCAGCAGGUCAACAACAGUAUUGGCCAGCUGCACGGUCUCUUCGAUGAGAUCGGUGUUCCUGAUCAUGAGCGCGAAGCUCGUGAGUCCGAGUUAUUCUCAGCACUAUCCGAGGCCCUCAAUAGCCAAGUGCGACUCGUCAACUCAGAAAAGAAAGAAAUGGUCGACGAAGCAAAAAAGAUCAUCACCAUCAUUCAUCAGAUGGAGGCCUCCCUCGACGACCAAAAUCGACGCCGUUCUAAUGAGGAUGAUGAACUCACCAUCACCUAUCCGUUAACACGAUGCCUUCAAAAGUUAAAGGAGAAGCACACCAUAAUCAGUCGCAUCCACAAGGAGCGCUUCGAACAAGUCAAGAAACUCGUAGUGGCUCUCGAAUCCUACUCCUCACAUCUUGAGCCUACUUUCGUCCAGAUCCCAUUGCCCCCUACAGACCCAGACCAGACCAUUCCUGCUAACUUUGACCUUUCGUCCACUUAUGUUGACAAGCUCGACAGUGAGUUUACACGAGUCUAUGAAGAGUAUUCUCGUCGUAUUGCCACAGUUCAGGCGCUUGCCGACCAGACGAUUGGACUCUGGGCAGAGCUUGGUAUCCCUCAAGCGCAACAAGAUGCUGCUAUCGUCAAGUACUACCGUGAUGCUCCUGAGCAGCUCGGCUUGCAUGAGGAAGACAUUAGCCGACUCCGCGCCAAGCGUGAUAGGCUCUCAGACGAGAAGAAGAACAGGGAAAAGAAGCUCAGCCAACUCAGAGCUGCCGUUGAGGCCCUCUGGAUCAAGCUUGGCGUCGAUGAAAGCGAGACCAAGUCAUUCCUUAACGCCAACCGUGGCUGUGGUGUCCGACAGAUCAAUGAGUUCGAAGACGAGCUUAGCCGCUUGAAUGAGCUCAAGCGCCAGAACCUCCACCUCUUCGUCGAAGACACCCGCGUCAAGCUUCAAGAACUCUGGGAUGCGCUCUACUUCAGCGAGGAUGAAAUGCUUGAGUUCACCCCUGCCUUUUCCGAUGUCUACAGUGAUGCUCUGCUGGAGGCUCAUGAGCGUGAGGUCGCCCGCCUCGAAGCUCUAAGGGAAGAGCGAGCCCCCACAUUAGCUUUGAUUGAUAGACGCAAGGCCCUGAUCAAGGAGCGUAAUGAUCUCGCUGCCUCAAGUCAAGAUGCGUCGAGACUCAUGGGCCGUGGUCAGAAGGGUGAGAAGCGAGAUCCUGGCAAGUUGCUUCGCGAGGAGAAGAUGCGAAAGCGCAUUGCCAAGGAGCUUCCCAAGAUUACUGCUGAGUUGCGCAGGAUACUUUCCGAUUGGGAAGAGGAAUAUUCACGGCCAUUCCUCGUCUGUGGAGAGUGUUACCUGGACGAGAUUGAGGCUGAAGAGGAUUCAAAGAAGAACACGCUGCCACCGCGAUCCAAAACUCCUGCUGGCCCACCACCCUCAACUGCCAAGCCACCCAAGUCAGUGCCAAGCCGCAUCAACACCAAGUCUAUUCCUCCCCGAUCAAUGACCAAAACUCCCACAACUGCCGGACCUCCCAAGCGUCCCGGACACCAAACACAUGUAUCCACAUCGAGCAUUCCUCAUAGCCCUGUAAGGAGCCCGUCGCGAAUCCCAGCGCGAGUUCCCUUGUCGAAUAUGAAGUACGGCAACAACUCUCCCGAACGCCCUCGGGCUGAGUCGUGUGCUGAUAACUAUCGACCGGGCCAAUCCAUGAUGAGAGCACCCCCUCCCAAGAUGCGAGACAUCAUGGCUCAGGCUGAAUUUGAACACAAUAUGAACCCCUACAAAUCCUCCGGCCUUGCUUGCAGCAUUGUGCGUCCAGUUGAGCCUGAGGAUGUUUACGACGACCGCCCACCAACAGCUCGAUCCAACUCCAACCACUCCCAGUACAGCUACCCAAGCAAUAGUUCUCAUUUGAGCAGCCACCCAAGCUUCAGCGAGGAGAGCUUCCAAGAUCCGUAUGCGACUAUCCGCUCGCAAGGUUACCGUCCCGCCGCCCCCCCUCCACGACAUAUCUCGGGUGAAUCAAUGGCCUCUACCAAUAUCUCAGGAUCUGAGAAUUGGGAGACCUAUGAUGAUGACAACAGCGAACCCGAAGUUGAUGUUUCCGAUGCCUAUUAUGCGAGAUUAAGAGCUACUCGAAGCAAGCAGUUCUCACCUGAUCAAGGCCGUCCCAUAAGCAGUCAAUCUAAGCGCAUACGUGGAGUACCACCAGCAGGGUCUUAUAACGGACCAGUAAUGAUUGACCAGGACGGAAACCGCAUCAUUUCUAGCAGCGAGUGGACUGAUGAGGAUGCCUACUGA
This is a messenger RNA of Fusarium pseudograminearum CS3096, 2304 nucleotides long. RefSeq lists its product as uncharacterized. The transcript is spliced from 3 exons. Gene Ontology annotation, biological process: mitotic spindle midzone assembly; microtubule cytoskeleton organization. Gene Ontology annotation, molecular function: microtubule binding. Gene Ontology annotation, cellular component: spindle; mitotic spindle midzone; cytoplasm. NCBI's taxonomy places the organism in Eukaryota, Fungi, Ascomycota, Sordariomycetes, Hypocreales, Nectriaceae. The coding region runs from base 1 to 2304 and encodes 767 amino acids. The record is from RefSeq and is a predicted model, not a curated record.